AAGGCUGGAACGACUUUGCCAUGGAUGACAACUACAAUAUGACCUUCCAGGUAAGUCCCGGCCUCCUUGAAAUAUAUGAAAAUGGACUGGCUGACUUGCUCAAUAGUCCAACAGAUGAGGGCGUGCUGAUCAAUGGAACUGUCAACCAAGAACUGGAAGCUGAUUGUAAUGCACACGAUAUUCCAGAUGAGAUUGCAAUCAAAACUCCUUGUUUAAAUGGUCAUGAGAGCGAGGCUUUUGUGGAGGCUCGUCGUGAUGGCGCUUCGCCGGCUCGGAUCCUGGUGUUGACCUCCUCUUCUUCCGUGGCGGAUGUGAUUGAUUUUGGUGGGAUCCCGGACGUCGAGGCUGCGGGGGUUCGGUCUAGUGCGCGGCUUCGUGCCCAACCUGAUCGGGACGACACCCAGAUGGCGCGUGCUACUCGUCGUGCUCAGGGCCGCAAGGAGCUUCUGGCUUCAGGUUAUCUUCAAAGCUACGCACUGGAUCCGUCUUUGGGCUUUCCUGCUUCCUGUGCACCUGCGGGGACUUAUGGAUAUUGGAUGCAACCGGCUGGAGACGGUAUCUCGGGAUAUCUUCAACCGGGCUGGCUGGCGGUGUACUAGACGCCUUCAAUUAUAGAUUUGUCAUGAUUGAUGUUUUUAGCUGGCUUAUUUUUGUAUCCACGAUCGUUUG
This is a messenger RNA of Brachypodium distachyon (stiff brome), 669 nucleotides long. RefSeq lists its product as uncharacterized. The transcript is spliced from 5 exons. Bases 21 to 599 code for a protein of 192 amino acids. NCBI's taxonomy places the organism in Eukaryota, Viridiplantae, Streptophyta, Magnoliopsida, Poales, Poaceae. The record is from RefSeq and is a predicted model, not a curated record.